AUGAAGCUGUCCCAAGUUGCUGUCCAGGGUGCUCAGUAUAACUCCCAUGAAUGUCAGCCCCACCUGAAGUGUUUGGAAGGGACCCAGGUGGAUCUUCUCAAAUAUAUCCAUGGAUUCUUGGAUGACCGAAAGAGGAAUCAACUUAUCUGGCUGCAUGGCACAGCAGGUGUCAGAAAGUCUGCUGUCGCAUUCACCAUAGCUGAGAGGAUGAAAGGUCUAAAAGUGACAGAGGAGACAAAUGUUGAAAUGCGGCUAGCGGGUACAUUUUUUUUCUCACACAAACACACCAAAUGUUGCACAGCUGGAUAUUUAUUUGCAACACUUGCCUACCAGCUUGCCAAUAAUUUUCCAAGCAUUCAGCAGGAUAUGAACAGAGUGAUCCACAACAAUCCUGCUCUACUAGACCUGGACAUGCCUCUCUAUGACCAGAUGGAGGCUCUCUUUCUUAAACCCCUCUGGAAACUUCAAUUCAGAUUACACAGGUGUCCCCCUCUGACAUUUGUUGUCAAUGCCCUUGAUGAAUGCACAUCCGAACCUGAG
Suillus subaureus is the source of this 540-nucleotide messenger RNA. RefSeq lists its product as uncharacterized. The annotation marks the transcript as partial. Lineage: Eukaryota; Fungi; Basidiomycota; Agaricomycetes; Boletales; Suillaceae. The transcript has a single exon. The record is from RefSeq and is a predicted model, not a curated record.